This is a messenger RNA of Cimex lectularius (bed bug), 644 nucleotides long. RefSeq names its product mitochondrial import inner membrane translocase subunit Tim9 (gene Tim9a). The coding region runs from base 149 to 517 and encodes 122 amino acids. The record is from RefSeq and is a predicted model, not a curated record. The transcript has 4 exons. Lineage: Eukaryota; Metazoa; Arthropoda; Insecta; Hemiptera; Cimicidae.
CCUUAGGUAGGUUACAUUAUUAUUACUGAAUGUUGAUGUACUAUUGAUAUGUCUGAUUUUAUGACUGAUCAUUAGGAAAAAGACUCAUUUUUAUUAUUAUUGUGAAGCUAUGAAAUAUUGAGAUUUGAAUAAUAAUAAUUGAAUAAUUAUGGCGGUGCCUCCUACAGAGAUCAACCCUGAGCAGAUAAAAACGUUCAAAGAAUUUUUAUCCUCAUACAACAAACUGUCGGAGAUUUGCUUUUUGGACUGCGUCAAUGAUUUUACAUCACGGACCAUCAAACCGUAUGAGGUAAUUAUCAUUUUUUGGCUGUUCGGUCGCUUUCAAUCAUACUAUUCUGGCUGGUUCAAUCUGCCAGAUAUGUUUUGUGUCUACAAAUCUACUUGUGAAGAUAAGUGCUCGACGAAUUGCACUGAAAAAUAUCUGAAAAUGAAUCAGAGGAUAUCCCAGAGAUUCCAGGAGUUCCAGAUUAUAUCUAACGAUAAUCUAGCAGCAGCUCAGAAGUUAGGGAACAAAUAAGCACUAACUUAGGGGUUUAGUCACUAGAAUUAUCCAUUUCAAUGUAUAUCACAAGUUUUGUUUAUUAAAUGUAAAAAACCUUAAUAAAGUUUGAAUAAAAAGAACAAAGAAUUUCUUAAAACUUUAA